UUCUUAAGUGUAUUUUCAGCACAGUUCCGAAGAAAGUCAAAAAUCUGGGAGUUCAAGGAACUGGAUUUAGUGCAUUUCCCCUAGUUUGGUCACCAACUGGGAGUCUUGCUCCUGCUCCCUGUAAAGAUUGGCAUAUAAAUGUCUGCAUCUGGCUAGCCGAGAAGAACAGCAAUGGACUCACGACAUCUUCCCUAUCGGUCUGAAGUGGACAGCUGGACUCCACAUGAUCUGGCAGAUUACUUCAGGAGGUUAAACUACAAGGACUGUGAGAAAGUUGUCCGGAAACAUAGCAUUACUGGACAAAGAUUUCUGAACAUGUCUGAAAAUGAUAUUCAGAAGUUUCCAAAGCUAAGAAUGCCAAUUCUAAGUAAACUAAGUAUGGAUAUAAACCGAAAUGAAGAAAGAAGAAGUAUUUUUCCAAAACGUACAUAUACACAGAAAGUUCCUCAAAAUACAGACUUCAGACAAGAAGAAGCUGACAGCUGGUCUUCUUUUGAAAGUGAUGACUAUGAAAGUCCAGAUGACCAAGAACCUGGGGUAGACUACGAAACACCAAAUGAUGGAGAUAGUGCAGAAGAGGAAAAUGAUGGCGAUUAUGAACCUCCUCCUUCCAAUGAUGAUGAGACCCACCGUAAUGCUAUAUUUCCUUCCAAACCAAUUCCAACCCCUUCUGAAUACAUAGAUAGAGCUGCAACAGUUAAAACAUCUCUUCAGCCUCCUGUUCCUCCUCAGAGAUCUGUACCCUCUCCAAUACCAUCUCCAAUACCAGCAACUCAUGGAGACAGAAGUGCUGGGUCUCUCUUCUCUUCACCUUCAAGCAAUGAGACUAACAGAGAAAAAAACAUCAAGAUGUUUAAACCUCCUAUAGAUCGAACCAAAAAGCCCCCACUGAAUCGAUCUGGGCCACUAUUUGACAGAGAUGCACUAAGAGGAGGCAAAAGAGGAAUAUUUCCUGAAAUGUCUUUGACACCACAGCUGAGAUUUCUGGGGAAAGAGUUGGAAAAGAUACAAAAGCCUCCUGUGCCAUCAAACGAUAAUCAUGAAAGACUUAAUCCAACCUCUAGAAGGAUACCACCAUCCUUACAGAACAACCAGGUAUCUGAAAGAAAGGCAGAAGUGAAUGUUCCCCAAAGGCCAGUUCCUCAGCCACCUUCGCAAUUCUUUAAUACAUUCCCUUCCAGAACAACUAAACCACUAGCUAAACAGAGUCUUUUGCCGCCCAAGAAUAUACCUGAUGCAUACCCAGAAAGCACUGUUUCAUCCAGUGGAUCACUACCAUCACGCCUCCAACCAAGCAACAUCUGCAGAACUUUUUCCAAAGGCAGAGCAGACAGCAGACCGCCACUGCCCAUCCCUGACAGACAAACCACACAAACAUCCAACACUGAACAUGAAGUGGAGCAAGAAUUUUGCAAGGCCUCUCCAAAUCAGAAAUGGUAUGCUGCUGAUAUCACUCGGACAGAAGCAGAAGUGGCCCUCAGGAACAUAAACCAGGAUGGCACUUUCUUAGUAAGAAACAGCUCAAGAAAAACUCCUGAACAACCCUAUGUCUUGAUGGUGUUGUACAAUGACAAAGUAUACAAUAUCCAGAUACGAUACCAACUGGAAGAUCAAAUAUACUUCUUAGGAACUGGACUGAAGGGAAAUGAGGAUUUUACUUCAGUGGGUGAUAUCAUUGAUUACUUCAGAAAAGCACCUCUUCGACUUAUAGACGGAAAGGACCGAGGUUCAAGAAAGCAAUGCACAUUAACAUAUGCCGCUGGAACUCUUUAGAAGAAAAUUUUUACAGAGAACCAGUUCAGAAGCCACCUUACUUGUCUCACAAAGAAGUUAGCAGAGUAAUUAAUUGUUUAUAUGAUGAACUAAAAUAAAAUAUAAUUAUCUCUCAUUUUAUGUAACAAACUUAAUUACCUCAGUUUUCAAAGUUUACUCCUUUUAUCAUCAGAUAUUGUUUCACAUUAAGCAAACACUUUGCAAAACUGUUUCAUGCGUGUGACAACAGUUUUCUGAAAUCUAUAUUAAGUAUGUUUAGGUCAAGUGCAAGAAAGAGUAUUGUAAAAUUAUUGUCCAAAUCAAGUUUACAGUAAUAAAUAAAUUUAGCAGAGUACAGUUCAAUUAUUAAUUCUGACUUUGUUAAAAGUACACAUGCUAAUGUUUAGUCUUUGUGGGAACAUCUGCUUGCUAUAUUUUAUGUAUGAUAAUGAGAGUAAUUUGCAGAUCUUGCAUUGACAGAUGCAAUAAGAAUCAAUAAAUGUACCUGCUUUAUAGCCCUUUUUCAAUGCAAGCCUUUUUUCCAUGUGCUUUUCCUUUAGACAAACAACAUUUAACAAUAUGGAUAUUUUCAGAUAAUUCUUCUGGCACCAAGGCUAGGCCUGUCACCACAAAAUAUA
Molecule: messenger RNA, 2390 nt
Organism: Eublepharis macularius
Lineage: Eukaryota; Metazoa; Chordata; Lepidosauria; Squamata; Eublepharidae
Gene: LCP2
Product: lymphocyte cytosolic protein 2
Exons: 20
Coding region: 172-1773 (533 amino acids)
Biological process (GO): cell surface receptor protein tyrosine kinase signaling pathway; intracellular signal transduction
Molecular function (GO): protein binding
Source: RefSeq, a predicted model, not a curated record